AUGAACCGAGAGGCUGCCCCACUAUUAUCCAACGGCUCGGUGUCUCACCAUGAGAAACCCACAAUGACUCAUUCUUUCAAGGCCUUCAUUACCUCGUCAAAGUUCAACGUGCUUCUAGUCUUUGUCCCUAUUGCUCUCGCCUUUUCAUUCACCGGUGCUUCCUCUACGCUCGUUUUCUCUCUCAACUUUAUGGCUAUCAUGCCUUUGGCCAAGUUGCUCGGCUUUGCAACCGAGGAACUGGCUUUGAUGAGUGGUCCUACCAUUGGUGCCUUGCUCAAUGCUACAUUCGGUAACGUUGUUGAGCUUAUUCUCGGUGUGAUUGCUCUCAAGGAUGGCAUGAUUCGUGUUGUUCAAGCCUCUGUGAUGGGUUCUAUCCUGUCCAACAUUCUUUUGGUACUUGGCUUUUGCUUUUUGCUUGGCGGCCUUGGUCGUGUAGGUCAACAAUUCAGCAUGACUGCUGCACAAACUUCGUCAUCCCUUCUUGCCUUGACCACCAUGUCGCUUCUUGUGCCUGCCGCUUUCAGUGCCACCACCUCUGAUGACAAGGAUGCCGAAAUUGGUAUUCUUAACCUUAGCCAUGGUACCGCCCUCGUGCUCUUGGUUGUUUAUGGUCUCUCUCUUUACUUCCAACUCAAGACCCACCGUGCUCUUUAUGACCAAGUCGAAGGUGAAGAAGAUGAAGAGGAAGAAGAACCCCAAACUAGCAUGCUUUUCUCUGUUCUCUCGCUCGUUGCUGUCGCUGGUCUCGUUUCCGUCCAUGCUGAUUUCCUUGUUGGAGCCAUCGAAGGUGUUGUCGAAAAGUGGCAGAUCAACGAAACCUUUGUUGGUGUCAUUCUCUUGCCUAUCGUCGGAAAUGCUGCAGAGCACGUGAGCGCUGUUACCUUUGCCAUGAAGAACAAGAUGAACUUGAGUAUCAACAUUGCCAUUUCCUCUUCUUUGCAAAUUGGUUUGUUUGUUACACCCGUUCUUGUGAUUGCUGGAUGGAUCUUUGGUCAACCCAUGACAUUGUUCUUUGAAAACUUUGAGACUGUCAUCCUCUUUGCCAGCGUUCUCAUUGUCAACUACUUGAUUCAAGAUGGCGUGUCCAACUGGCUUGAAGGCACUUUGUUAUUGGCCUCUUAUACCAUUAUUGCCCUUGCCUUCUGGUUCCACCCUGUUUAA
This is a messenger RNA of Lichtheimia ornata, 1161 nucleotides long. Its product is annotated as calcium/proton exchanger. The transcript is spliced from 11 exons. Bases 1 to 1161 code for a protein of 386 amino acids. Lineage: Eukaryota; Fungi; Mucoromycota; Mucoromycetes; Mucorales; Lichtheimiaceae. Gene Ontology annotation, molecular function: calcium:proton antiporter activity. The record is from RefSeq and is a predicted model, not a curated record. Gene Ontology annotation, cellular component: membrane. Gene Ontology annotation, biological process: intracellular calcium ion homeostasis; calcium ion transmembrane transport.